Messenger RNA from Fukomys damarensis (Damara mole-rat), 4283 nucleotides. It is a transcript of the gene Pik3ca, whose product is annotated as phosphatidylinositol-4,5-bisphosphate 3-kinase catalytic subunit alpha. Gene Ontology annotation, cellular component: phosphatidylinositol 3-kinase complex, class IA; phosphatidylinositol 3-kinase complex, class IB; plasma membrane. The coding region runs from base 148 to 3354 and encodes 1068 amino acids. The record is from RefSeq and is a predicted model, not a curated record. The transcript is spliced from 21 exons. Gene Ontology annotation, molecular function: 1-phosphatidylinositol-4-phosphate 3-kinase activity; 1-phosphatidylinositol-3-kinase activity. Gene Ontology annotation, biological process: phosphatidylinositol 3-kinase/protein kinase B signal transduction; phosphatidylinositol-3-phosphate biosynthetic process; phosphatidylinositol-mediated signaling. Lineage: Eukaryota; Metazoa; Chordata; Mammalia; Rodentia; Bathyergidae.
UUCAUUGUAGGGAUAUCUUUAACAUAAAAAUUGCAAAAUAUGAACCUAAGAAGUUUUGUUUGUCUGUGGAGGUUACUGCUUUGGAACAGCUAUAAAUUUAGUUACUUAAAGUAGUUUUAUAUGGAAGACUUGUAAAGGAUCAGAACAAUGCCUCCACGACCAUCAUCAGGUGAACUGUGGGGCAUCCACUUGAUGCCCCCAAGAAUCCUAGUAGAAUGUUUACUACCAAAUGGAAUGAUCGUGACUUUAGAAUGCCUCCGUGAGGCUACAUUAAUAACCAUAAAGCAUGAACUAUUUAAGGAAGCAAGAAAAUACCCUCUGCAUCAACUUCUUCAAGAUGAAUCUUCUUACAUUUUCGUAAGUGUUACCCAAGAAGCAGAAAGGGAAGAAUUUUUUGAUGAAACAAGACGACUUUGUGACCUUCGGCUUUUUCAACCCUUUUUAAAAGUAAUUGAACCAGUAGGCAACCGUGAAGAAAAGAUCCUCAAUCGAGAAAUUGGUUUUGUUAUUGGCAUGCCAGUUUGUGAAUUUGAUAUGGUUAAAGAUCCAGAAGUACAGGACUUCCGAAGAAAUAUUCUGAAUGUUUGUAAAGAAGCUGUGGAUCUUAGGGAUCUCAAUUCACCUCAUAGUAGAGCAAUGUAUGUCUAUCCUCCAAAUGUAGAAUCUUCACCAGAACUGCCAAAGCACAUAUACAAUAAAUUAGAUAAAGGACAAAUAAUUGUGGUGAUUUGGGUAAUAGUUUCUCCAAAUAAUGACAAGCAGAAGUAUACUUUGAAAAUCAACCAUGACUGUGUGCCAGAACAAGUAAUUGCUGAAGCAAUCAGGAAAAAAACUCGAAGUAUGUUGCUAUCCUCUGAACAACUAAAACUCUGUGUUUUAGAAUAUCAGGGCAAGUAUAUUUUAAAAGUAUGUGGAUGUGAUGAAUACUUCCUAGAAAAAUAUCCCCUGAGUCAGUAUAAGUAUAUAAGAAGCUGUAUAAUGCUUGGGAGGAUGCCCAAUUUGAUGCUGAUGGCUAAAGAAAGCCUUUACUCUCAACUGCCAAUGGACUGUUUUACAAUGCCAUCCUAUUCCAGACGUAUCUCUACAGCUACACCAUAUAUGAAUGGAGAAACAUCUACAAAAUCCCUUUGGGUUAUUAAUAGUGCACUCAGAAUAAAAAUUCUUUGUGCAACUUAUGUAAAUGUAAAUAUUCGAGACAUUGAUAAGAUCUAUGUUCGAACGGGUAUCUACCACGGAGGAGAACCCUUAUGUGACAAUGUGAACACUCAAAGAGUACCUUGUUCCAAUCCUAGGUGGAAUGAAUGGCUGAAUUAUGAUAUAUACAUUCCCGAUCUUCCUCGUGCUGCUCGACUUUGCCUUUCCAUUUGCUCUGUUAAAGGCCGAAAGGGUGCUAAAGAGGAGCAUUGUCCAUUGGCCUGGGGAAAUAUAAACUUGUUUGAUUACACAGACACCCUAGUAUCUGGAAAAAUGGCUUUGAAUCUUUGGCCAGUACCUCAUGGAUUAGAAGACUUACUGAACCCUAUUGGUGUUACCGGGUCAAAUCCAAAUAAAGAAACUCCAUGCCUAGAGUUGGAGUUUGAUUGGUUCAGCAGUGUGGUAAAGUUUCCAGAUAUGUCAGUGAUUGAAGAGCAUGCAAAUUGGUCCGUAUCCCGAGAAGCAGGAUUUAGCUACUCACAUGCAGGACUGAGUAACAGAUUAGCUAGAGACAAUGAAUUAAGAGAAAAUGACAAAGAACAGCUCCGAGCAAUUUGUACACGAGACCCUCUGUCUGAAAUUACUGAGCAAGAGAAGGAUUUUCUGUGGAGCCACAGACACUAUUGUGUAACUAUCCCUGAAAUUCUACCUAAAUUGCUUUUGUCCGUUAAAUGGAAUUCUAGAGAUGAAGUAGCUCAGAUGUACUGCUUAGUAAAGGAUUGGCCCCCAAUCAAACCUGAGCAGGCAAUGGAGCUUCUGGACUGUAAUUACCCAGAUCCUAUGGUUCGAGGUUUUGCUGUUCGAUGCCUGGAAAAAUACUUGACAGAUGACAAACUUUCUCAGUACCUAAUUCAGCUAGUACAGGUCCUAAAAUAUGAACAAUACUUGGAUAACCUGCUUGUGAGAUUUUUACUCAAGAAAGCAUUAACAAAUCAAAGGAUUGGACACUUUUUCUUUUGGCAUUUAAAAUCUGAGAUGCACAAUAAAACAGUUAGUCAAAGAUUCGGUCUGCUCCUGGAAUCCUAUUGCCGUGCCUGUGGGAUGUACCUAAAGCACCUGAAUAGGCAAGUUGAAGCUAUGGAAAAACUCAUUAACUUAACUGACAUCCUCAAGCAGGAGAAGAAGGAUGAGACACAAAAGGUACAGAUGAAAUUUUUAGUUGAGCAAAUGAGGCAACCAGAUUUCAUGGAUGCUCUACAGGGCUUUCUGUCUCCUCUAAACCCUGCUCAUCAACUAGGAAAUCUCAGGCUUGAAGAGUGUCGAAUUAUGUCUUCUGCAAAAAGGCCACUGUGGUUGAAUUGGGAGAACCCAGACAUCAUGUCAGAGUUACUGUUUCAGAACAAUGAGAUCAUCUUUAAAAAUGGGGAUGAUUUACGCCAAGAUAUGCUAACACUUCAAAUUAUUCGUAUUAUGGAAAAUAUCUGGCAAAAUCAAGGUCUUGAUCUUCGAAUGCUGCCUUACGGUUGUCUCUCACUUGGUGAUUGUGUGGGUCUUAUUGAGGUGGUGAGAAAUUCUCACACUAUCAUGCAAAUUCAGUGCAAAGGGGGCCUGAAAGGUGCCCUGCAGUUCAAUAGCCACACACUGCAUCAGUGGCUGAAAGACAAGAACAAAGGAGAAAUCUACGAUGCAGCCAUUGACCUCUUUACACGUUCAUGUGCUGGAUAUUGUGUGGCUACCUUCAUUUUGGGAAUUGGAGACCGUCACAAUAGUAACAUCAUGGUAAAAGAUGAUGGACAACUAUUUCAUAUAGAUUUUGGACACUUUUUGGAUCACAAGAAGAAAAAAUUUGGUUAUAAACGAGAACGUGUGCCAUUUGUUUUGACACAAGACUUCUUAAUAGUGAUAAGUAAAGGGGCACAAGAAUGUACAAAGACCAGAGAAUUUGAAAGGUUUCAGGAGAUGUGUUACAAGGCAUAUCUAGCUAUUCGGCAGCAUGCUAAUCUCUUCAUAAAUCUUUUCUCAAUGAUGCUUGGCUCUGGAAUGCCAGAACUACAAUCUUUUGAUGAUAUUGCAUAUAUUCGAAAGACCCUAGCCUUAGAUAAAACUGAACAAGAGGCUUUGGAGUAUUUCAUGAAACAAAUGAAUGAUGCACAUCAUGGUGGCUGGACAACGAAAAUGGAUUGGAUCUUCCACACAAUUAAGCAGCAUGCAUUGAACUGAAAUGAUAAAUGAGAAACUGAAAGCUCAAUAUCUGGAUUCUUCACUGCACUGUUAAUAACUGACAGCAGGCAAAGACUGAUUGCAUAGGAAUUGCACAAUCCACGAACAGCAUUAGAACUUACAGCAAGAAACAGAAAUAAAAUACUAUAUAAUUUAAAUAAUGUAAACGCAAACAGGGUUUGAUAGCACUAAACUAGUUCAUUUCAAAGUUAAGCUUUAGAAUAAUGCGCAAUUUCAUGUUAUGCCUUAAGUCCAAGAAAAGGUAAACUUUGAAGAUUGUUUGUAUCUUUUUUUAAAAAACAAAACAAAACAAAAACCCCCAAAACAUACAGAAAUGAUGGAGAAGAAAAACAAAUGAUGUUCUAUGUGUCCUGCAAAUGUUCUAUGUUUUGAAAUGUGGAUACAACAAAGGCUGUUACUGCAUUUGGUCUAAGUAAACUAGAGUUUAUGUUAAAUUACAUGAGAUUGGAAAAGAAUGAAAAUUUUUAUUUUUCCCAUUGCUGUUCAAUUUACAGUUUGAAGUGGGUUUUUUUGACUCCUUGUUUAAUGAAGAAAAAUGCUUGGGGUGGAAGGGACUCUUGAGAUUUCACCAGAGACUUUUUCUUUUUAAUAAAUCAAAUCUUUUGAUUAUUUGGGGUCUUAUCUGCAAAUUUUAGAAGCAGUCACAAAUGAGACCUGCUAUAUAACAUGGUGUUUUUGUUGGACUUUUUGUGGUUGGUUUAUUGCUGUUAUUGUUUUCUGACAGUAUUGACGAGAUCUGACUCUUAUUUCCUAGGGAAAUUCUGGGCUCCCACAAAUUAAAUAAUCAUCUUAGAAAAAAGAAUGAUCAGGAAUAGUUCUUAUUCCAGAAUUGUACAGUAUUCACCUUAAGUUGAUUUUUUUCUCCUUUUUCAAUUGAACCGAAUACAUUUUUUCAUGCAUGUUUUCCA